This is a messenger RNA of Penicillium brevicompactum, 270 nucleotides long. RefSeq lists its product as uncharacterized. The record is from RefSeq and is a predicted model, not a curated record. Bases 1 to 270 code for a protein of 89 amino acids. NCBI's taxonomy places the organism in Eukaryota, Fungi, Ascomycota, Eurotiomycetes, Eurotiales, Aspergillaceae. The transcript has a single exon.
AUGGAUGGAGCAUCCAAAUGGCAUUACAGCGACAUCGCGCUCGUUUUGGUCUGCAGCUAUGCUCACCAUCAACACUCACCAUCAACGCUCACCAUCAACACUCACCAUCAACACUCACCAUCAACACUCACCAUCAACACUCACCAUCAACACUCACCAUCAACACUCACCAUCAACACUCACCAUCAACACUCACCAUCAACACUCACCAUCAACACUCACCAUCAACACUCACCAUCAACACUCACCAUCAACACUCACCAUAAGUAG